This is a messenger RNA of Paramecium pentaurelia, 1380 nucleotides long. The record is from the annotation of a GenBank genome assembly. Lineage: Eukaryota; Ciliophora; Oligohymenophorea; Peniculida; Parameciidae.
AUGUCACAAACUACUUGUUGUGUUACUUACGGAUCUGAUGGUAUUUGUAGUGAAAUCCAUAUUUUACUGAAUCAUAUAUUGCAGUAACAACAUAUAGUUAAAAAUAAUUUAGUAAACUUCCAGUUAUUAUUGUGAUUAUUGCUAUUAUGCAAAUGACUAAUCUUAAUAACUUACCUACGCUCAUUUUACAACUCCUACACCAAGCAAAUUUGUAAUGCUAUUGUUUAAUAUUGAAGAAAUUUAAUAAUGUCAAUGGUCAAAAAAUACCUAAACUUCCCUCUUGUAUUAAUUUAGUCAAAUCUUCAAAACUAAUUCACUUAAUUGUUCAACCAAUACAGGAUUCAAUUAUAGAUGGGUUCCAACACUAAAUCAAAAUAGUUCACAAUUAGAAAUAAUGAUUAUUGUAAUGUUAAUAUAUAAUAAUUUUUAUUCAAAAAUUGAAUAAAAAUUCAGUUGUUGUAAAGAAAGUUUACAAUUUUUAUUUAAUAUUUAUUAGCUAAAUUUAUAACCUAUACUAAAUGUUUAAUGAUUAUCGUAAUUAUACCUGAAUACUGUGCUUGAAACUAGUUAAUUAAUUAGUAUGAUGGUUUCGCAAAUCCAUAAUAUUUUGGUCCUUUGCGAUAACAACUCCAAGUUUCUAUAAUAAACCUUGCGAUUAAAUAAUUUAAUAAAGAAUUCGCAGUACUAGCUCUUGGUCAGUAAGCUAAAAUUUAUUUUCGAUAUUUUCAUCUUGAAAUCUUUAUGGUGUCAAUCCUGGAGAAUGUGCUAAUUAUUCAAUUUAUUGUGCAGUAAUAUCUAUAAAAUUUUAAAAGUUUUAUAAAAGUAUAUUUGACAACACCAAAUCAAUUUUCAGUUACAUCUUCACUAAGAAUUGGAGGAGGAACAACAACUGCAUCCUAAUGUGAAAACACUUAUGUUAAUUUUGAUAUUGCAAAUUUGGUUAGUUUUUUAAAUGAAUUAUUAAUUAAUAAAAAUAAUAUUCAAACCAAUAAUUUUUGUAAAUAUACUACAUUUCUAUUUAUUUAGAUAUUGCAACUUAAUAGCUAUGUCAAAAUUUAAUCAUUCUUGAUUUUUGUGACAACCAACUAGAACAACAACAUCUGCUUCUUGUGUAGUUGCAAGCUUCUCCAAUUUUCUUAAUCAACAAUCAUGUACCUAUAUUUGACUUACUUACAACAACUGAUGUUACUUUAUGUUAUGGUAAACAACUGGUAAUUGUACAGCUGCUAAAAAUACCAAAAAUCUUGCUUCAACUAUCUGCUAUUCAAAUACCUUAAGGAUUGUCAAGAUGAACUUCCAUAAUUUUGUUUCUGGUUUUUGUGCAACAUGCAGUUCAGAGGGUCUGAAUCAAACUUACAAAUCUCCAUGCUCAUGCAAUGA